CUUAUUCCCAACACAACACUUUUCUCUCUUCUUACACACGUCAUCUUUCUAGACCUCUGGCUCGAGCCAAAGUUUAUCGAAAUCACAUCGAUGGAGAUCGCCAAGAGCCUCAUCUGCUUCAUCUCCUUUGCUGUCGUUCUUCUCUUCACGACCUCCAUGGCCGAAGCCCAUGUUAAAGCACACCACCACGAGUUCAUCAUACAAGCGACGAAGGUGAAGCGACUAUGUGAAACACACAACAGCAUAACGGUCAACGGAAUGUUUCCCGGUCCAACACUUGUUGUCAACAACGGUGAUACUCUUGUCGUCAAAGUCAUUAACCGGGCUCGGUACAACGUCACUAUCCACUGGCACGGUGUGAGGCAAAUGCGAACCGGUUGGGCUGACGGACCGGAAUUUGUGACUCAAUGUCCAAUCAGACCGGGAUCAAGCUACACGUACCGGUUUACAAUUCAAGGACAAGAAGGUACACUUUGGUGGCAUGCUCAUAGUUCAUGGCUAAGAGCAACUGUCUACGGUUCACUUCUUGUCCUUCCCCCGGCUGGUUCCUCUUACCCAUUCACAAAUCCCCACCGCAACGUCCCUCUCCUUCUCGGUGAAUGGUGGGACGCAAAUCCGGUCGAUGUGCUGAGAGAGUCUAUACGAACCGGAGGAGCUCCAAAUAACUCCGACGCUUACACCAUCAAUGGUCAACCUGGCGAUUUCUAUAAAUGCUCUUCUCAAGAUACGACAAUAGUACCAAUAAAUGUUGGUGAGACUAUACUAUUAAGAGUAAUAAACUCCGCUUUGAACCAACCAUUAUUCUUCACGGUGGCUAACCACAAGCUCACGGUGGUCGGAGCUGACGCAUCCUACUUGAAACCUUUCACCACUAACGUGAUUGUUCUCGGCCCGGGCCAAACCACUGAUGUCCUCAUAACAGGUGAUCAACCACCAAACCGUUACUACAUGGCCGCAAGAGCUUACCAAAGCGCCCAAAACGCACCGUUUGGUAACACAACCACAACCGCGAUCCUACAAUACAAAUCCGCCCCUUGCUGUGGUGGUGGAAGCGCCAAGAAGGGUAUCUCCGUCAAACCUAUCAUGCCUCUCCUCCCCGCCUACAACGACACAAACACAGUCACACGUUUCAGCCAAAGCUUCCGGUCACUAAGACGAGCCGAGGUUCCGACAGAAAUCGACGAGAACCUAUUCAUAACCAUCGGACUCGGUCUCAACAACUGUCCCAAGAACUUCAGAUCAAGAAGAUGUCAAGGUCCUAACGGCACACGUUUCACUGCAUCGAUGAACAACGUUUCAUUUGCUCUUCCAAGUAACUACUCACUCCUUCAAGCUCACCACCAUGGCAUCCCCGGAGUCUUCACAACUGACUUCCCGGCCAAGCCUCCGGUGAAAUUUGAUUACACGGGUAACAACAUAAGCCGAUCUCUUUACCAACCUGAUAGAGGGACUAAGCUAUACAAGCUCAAGUAUGGAUCAACGGUUCAGAUUGUUCUUCAAGACACCGGUAUAGUAACUCCUGAAAAUCAUCCCAUUCAUCUACACGGGUAUGAUUUCUACAUCGUGGCCGAGGGUUUCGGUAACUUCAACCCCAAGAAAGAUACCGCAAAAUUCAAUCUCGAAGAUCCCCCUCUUAGAAAUACUGUCAGUGUACCUGUUAAUGGUUGGGCAGUCAUCAGAUUCGUAGCAGACAACCCUGGGGUUUGGAUAAUGCAUUGUCAUCUAGACGCACACAUAUCUUGGGGACUAGCGAUGGCUUUCUUGGUUGAGAACGGAAAUGGAGUUUUGCAGACAAUGGAACAGCCUCCUCCUGAUUUGCCCGUCUGUUAGGCCGACUUCAAGAUCUUCUGUAACAUAAAACAACAUUAUAGUUUUUCAUGUUAUAUUCAAUUGUUUUUUUUUUGUUUUCGCUAUAGAAUUAAACCGGAUCAUAACUCCUGCGUUGGACCGGACCCUUCAGUUUCAUUUUUUUUUCUCUCGAUUAUUGAUGUAUUCUUUUGACAUUAUAGUACCAAAAUCAAAUGCUUAAGAGUAUCAUGAAAGUAAAAGUUGGAUUUGACUAAGGGAAUGAAACUGAUGUGUUAGAAUA
Capsella rubella is the source of this 2089-nucleotide messenger RNA. Its product is annotated as laccase-5. Gene Ontology annotation, biological process: lignin catabolic process. The record is from RefSeq and is a predicted model, not a curated record. NCBI's taxonomy places the organism in Eukaryota, Viridiplantae, Streptophyta, Magnoliopsida, Brassicales, Brassicaceae. Gene Ontology annotation, cellular component: apoplast. Bases 91 to 1830 code for a protein of 579 amino acids. Gene Ontology annotation, molecular function: copper ion binding; hydroquinone:oxygen oxidoreductase activity. The transcript is spliced from 6 exons.